UGUAAAUCCUCCCAGUGUAUUUUGUGGAUAUCAACUAUCCAGCUUUGAGACCGGACGAAUCUUUCAAUAACCUGUCUCACACCUUUUUUCAAAAAAACUCCUCUUUGCCAACAUCUCAACCUCCUUUGACCGAUUGCGCUUAUUGUUUUACACCUUCUCUUGGUCAAUACCACUCGCCGCGCAGAUUGACCCACUAUCGCAACCCGAGAGAUGGCGGACGCGCCAAACAAAAUCACCAUCACUAUAUGUGGAGAUGGCGGAUGUGGAAAGUCGUCCAUCACCCUUCGAUUAGUACGCAGCCAAUGGAUUCACGAGUACGAUCCUACUAUCGAAGAUUCAUAUUCGGUGACACGGACCGUCGAUGGCGUCCCUUACUUUUUAGCGAUUACCGAUACCGCCGGCCAAGAAGAAUAUCGCGGACUGUGGGCGGCAUCUAACCUAAAAUCAGACGCUUUCCUUCUCGUCUACGACAUCACCAAUGCUUCUAGUUUGAACGCGCUGGAUUAUUUCAUGGAGAUGAUCGAUAUCGAGGCUGAACAACGGGUAGAAGACAACCAGCGUUUGCUGAAGGAAUUGGGAGAUAGCGCACAGGGCUUAGAAGUGGGGAUGCCUCCCCCUGUCAAGAUUAUCGCAGGAAACAAGUGCGAUCUUAAAGAAGGACGGGCUGUGGGAGCCAAAGAAGGUCUGGAAUAUGCUCGGAAACAUGGCUGUGGUUUCAUGGAAACAAGUGCAAGAGAGAUGGUGAAUAUCGAGGAAACUUUUGCCCUUUUAGUGCGUCGUGUGGUGGAGGCUCGUCAACAGCAUUACCAGAAAGACACUCAGGCCACCCAUUUACCACAAACUUCAGCUUCUUCACCUGUGAAAAGUUCUGCCGCUGCCGGCCAAAAUAAAGGCGCUGCUUUGAAGUCGUCCAACAAGGAAGGCUCACAUCUUCGAUCUUUCUGCUGUGGAAUAUUCCGUGGAAAGGAACGAUCAAGACAAAGCCAGCAACAAACAAAUGAGAACAGGAACUCCGUAUCGGCACACGGGGCAUCAUCAAAAUCCGCCACGCCGCGCCUGUGGAGGCGUUUGAGUUGCUGGUGAGCUCACAGAAUGCGUUAGUACAAGAGCCUAUCCCCGUUCUUGUUCCUGUCCUUUUCGCUUAUUAUUACUGUGUGUGUGUACUUUCUUUGCACAUGUUCUUCUAUCUUCAUAUACCCCUUCAUCUUCGUCAGCUUGCCACAUUGUUAAUUUACUGCUUCUGG
Aspergillus pseudonomiae is the source of this 1244-nucleotide messenger RNA. RefSeq names its product putative RAS small monomeric GTPase. Gene Ontology annotation, cellular component: plasma membrane. Gene Ontology annotation, molecular function: GTPase activity; GDP binding; GTP binding. Gene Ontology annotation, biological process: signal transduction. The coding region runs from base 211 to 1083 and encodes 290 amino acids. The record is from RefSeq and is a predicted model, not a curated record. The transcript has 6 exons. Lineage: Eukaryota; Fungi; Ascomycota; Eurotiomycetes; Eurotiales; Aspergillaceae.